Messenger RNA from Symphalangus syndactylus (siamang), 3449 nucleotides. It is a transcript of the gene PLD6, whose product is annotated as phospholipase D family member 6. Gene Ontology annotation, molecular function: RNA endonuclease activity producing 5'-phosphomonoesters, hydrolytic mechanism. Gene Ontology annotation, biological process: piRNA processing. Gene Ontology annotation, cellular component: mitochondrion. The record is from RefSeq and is a predicted model, not a curated record. Lineage: Eukaryota; Metazoa; Chordata; Mammalia; Primates; Hylobatidae.
CAGACUUUAUUUGGCUCUCACCAGUUUUUCCGUGAAUGCCUUCUUUCUGUUCCAGGAUCCAGCCCAGAACACCACAUUGCCCCGUUUCCCUAUGCCCCCGGCCCAGUGCCUUAGUCUCUUCCUCUGCUUAUGCUUAAAGCAGGGCAGGCCUUCCAACAACGCGGGAGAUCCUGUUGGGCUGGGAAAAACCCUUUAGGGGCCUAGCUCUGGGCUUGGGCAUCCCCACUCCCGCCACCGCCUCCAGUACGCUGGCUUCCAAUGCUGCCUCCAGCUGUGUUGAUUCCCUGAUUAUCUGUGUUCCCAGGUCAUUCCCCAGCCCAGUCUAGCUGCUCCCGAGAAGACAGUGAAGGUGUGACCCCACAUUUCCCAAGCAGCUCUGCUGUGCUCCAUGCGAGGAAAGCCGGGGUUGCUGUGACUUCUAGGGCGGAGAGCGGUCUCUGGCCUGGGCAAGUGACAGGUGUGCUAGGGCCCGUGGCCCGCGGGUGUGCAGGUGCUGCCUGGUGGCGCGGGCUUGGGGACGCGGCUUGGCACGUGGUGGGAGGUGGAACCUGGAGGGCGUGCCGGGCGCCUGGCUGGAAGGAAAAUGGGCGGCGCGGCCUGGCGCUGGGGGGGGGGGGGCCUAUGGCGGGGGGCGUGGCCUGGCGCGUGGAGGGAGGCGUGGUCACCCGGUGAAGUCUGGGGGCGGGCCGGUGGGAGGGGUGGGUUCAGCUUGGUGCGUGACAGUUGUGGGGGCAUGGCGCGGCCUAGUGCGUGGCCCUCGGGGGCUGAGGGCGUGACCUUGCAGGUGGCCGUUGGUGGGGCGUGACGGGGGCGUGGCCUGGUACGCGGCCGUUGACGGCACGUGACGGGGGCGUGGCCUGGCGGUCCCGGGCUGGGGGCGCGCAGAUUCGGCUGCGGCGGAGUGGCCCUGGGGCCCGGGUCAGCGGCGGCAUGGGGCUGUUGCGUUGGCAGGUGGCGGCCGCGGCGGCUGUGGGCCUGGCUCUGGCUCUGGAGGCGCUGCCCUGGGUGCUGCGCUGGCUGCGGUCCAGGCGGCGGCGGCCACGGCUGGAGGUGCUGUUCUUCCCGUCUCAGGUGACCUGUACCGAGGCCCUGCUGCGGGCUCCGGGCGCGGCGCUGACCGGGCUCCCCGAGGGCUGCCCGUGUGGCCUGCCCCACGGCGAGAGCGCGCUAAGCCGCCUGCUGCGUGCCCUGCUGGCCGCCCGCGCCAGCCUGGAGCUCUGCCUGUUCGCCUUCUCCAGCCCGCAGCUGGGCCGCGCCGUGCAGUUGCUGCACCAGCGUGGGGUGCGAGUGCGGGUCGUCACCGACUGCGACUACAUGGCCCUCAACGGCUCGCAAAUCGGCCUGCUGCGCAAGGCAGGGAUCCAGGUCCGGCAUGAUCAAGACCUGGGCUACAUGCAUCACAAGUUUGCCAUCGUGGACAAGAGGGUGCUCAUCACUGGCUCACUCAACUGGACCACGCAAGCCAUCCAGAAUAACAGGGAGAAUGUUCUCAUCACGGAGGACGACGAGUACGUGCGGCUUUUUCUGGAAGAAUUUGAGCACCUCUGGGAAGAGUUUAACCCUACAAAGUAUAUCUUUUUCCCACAAAAAAGGAAAAGUCACUGAAGCUGUGCCCCGCCUGUCUCCAGAGCUGGAGGGAGAUUGCUUUCAUGGCACAGAACUUGCGGCACCUCCAGCCAAAACCAAACCUAACCAACAAUGGGGCUGAGCCCUCCCUGUGGGCUGCUGUGCGUUCUGAGGAAGGGAGACCUCAGCACUAGAAAAAAAUCGUUAAAGUUUCGUCUAUUAGAAUACUAAAUUGAACUAAAGAAGGUUAGGAAAGGGAAAUUUCUGUUACUUCAGGUCAGUUAUUUCGGACCAGACCUUUUUUUUGCCCCUUUGCCAAAAUAACUUCAGUCACGACCUGCCACGGGGUGUUUUCAGGAGUGUGGUCCGUAUCUUGGUUUGGAAUCGAAGCUUCUGCCACAGCACAGAAAAGGCACAGUGCCUCUACCAGGUCGAUCCCAUUCCCUUCCCUGAUUCUAGAAAAGCCCCUUCUGCUUUGGCUGACGUGGGCCCUUUCAGCAUCUCCCUGAGAGUUCAUCCCUCUCUCCAUGUGGCACGACUGGGGUUGGUUGGGGCCGACAGUCUCCUUGUCCCUCACAGUCUGCCCCUGUCAGGGCUCAGUCCUCAGAGUAGGGAAAGGAAAUGGAAGUCAGGAGGAAGGGAAGAUGUGAGUGUGCGCUGCAGGUGGCAAAAGCAGCCUUCGGGGCAACCCCAUGAGCGUCAUUGCCACCAAAGGCUGGCUGUUCCCUUGCUUCCUUGCAUAAUUGCUCUUUAAAACCAGUAUGCACACCAGUGCCAAGCUCUGCAGCAGCCUGUCCUUGGGUAGUAAGUGCCGUGGUCUGUCAGGACUGAUGGCCAGCAGCUGUUUCUAUUUCCAUGUUGGACUUUUAACUUGUUUUUUUUUUUUUUUUUUUUUUUUUUGUUGAGAUGGAGUCUCACUCUGUGGCCCAGGCUGGAGUACGGUGGCGCAACCUCGGCUCACUGCAUCCUCUGCCUCCUGGGUUCAAGCGAUUCUCCUGCCUCAGCCUCCCGAGUAGCUGGGAUUACAGGUGCCUGCCACAACACCUGGCUAAUUUUUUUUGGUAUUUUUAGUAGAGACAGGGUUUCACCAUGUUGGUUAGGCUGGUCUCAAACUCCUGACCUCAAGUGAUCCACCCACUUCCGCCUCCCUAAGUGCUGGGAUUACAGGUAUGAGCUGCCACACCCGGCUGGGCUUUUAACUUUUAACGUCCUAAUGUUUAAGGUAAUUUUGUUGUGUGUUUGGAAGUGACUUUACCUUUAACACCUGUGGAGUUAGUGCGUGCACAUUGCUGGCUCAGCAUAACCCAUCACGGGACUGGAGGAGAGGAGAGGAGGGAAGAGAGCAGCUUCAGGCCGUGGUGUCUCCCACAUCUGUGUUCUUAUUUGCAGCUCAGGGUUUGCAUUCCCAGGUAGAACAGGUGUACACUGUGAAGUGUUCCACGUUAUUUGUUUAUAAUGUGUAUGUCAUAUACAGAUAGCUCCAAUGACAUCUGAAGAAGUGACUUCACCAUCUUGUCAUAUUUCUGUAUGAUGAGCCCCAGGGCCCAUCCUGUGGUCUGCUAGCCAUAUGCUUAGUCUCACCUCCCCAGCCCACGCUGACAUUACCACCCAGAGACCCUUCAGUGCUGUGUGUUUUUCCUUUUUAGGGUUACCUUUGACUCACAGGGUUAGGCAAGCCAGCUUGGAAGUUAACUUUUAAAAAAAUUCAAUUGAAGCUGUAAAGUAUACAGAUUGGAAGUCACCAGAAAUUGUUUUAGUUUGUGAAUUCCCACAGUGUAUGUUCUGAAAAGAAAAUGGGAGAGCUUGUAAAGCAUCUCCUAAAUGCGAAGCCGCAUGACCCUGGACUUCUGGCACAUCUGAAUAAACAUGUUCUUAUUCUGGCA